Messenger RNA from Podarcis lilfordi (Lilford's wall lizard), 8167 nucleotides. The record is from the annotation of a GenBank genome assembly. Lineage: Eukaryota; Metazoa; Chordata; Lepidosauria; Squamata; Lacertidae.
AUGAAUCUGGAGUUCUUCUGCUUCUGCUUCACCCUCUGGGCAGGUAAGGAGUGACUAUUUCAUGUUCCUUCUUCUUGGACAUGUGCAUUUUCCUGGUCUCUGCUGACCGUUCCAAGGCUCCCCUGGUGUUAGGGUGUCCAAGAGAGAGGGAGGACAGAGAUCUUGUUCUGUUAAUAGCCGUAUAGAAGAGGGCAGUUUCUUGUAAAAAUGCAACUACAAUUAAUAAUAAAUAAUAAUAAUAAUAAUAAUAAUAAUAAUAAUAAUAAUAAUUUAUACCUCGCCCAUCUGACUGGGUUUCCCCAGCUACUCUAGGCAGCUCCUGACAAAAUAUUAAAAGUACAAUAAAACAUCAGACAUUAAAAACUUCCCUGAACAGGGCUGCCUUCAGAUUAUCACUUACAUGAUUCUAAUAACAUAUUUCAAAUCCAAACCAGACUUUUCUGGUUUAGCCGCGUUAAACACUUGUAGCAAGGCUUAUGAAGUUGCGUCCUGUGGCAGUUUAAAGACCCAUAAAUUUAUUGUGGUACGUACUUCCACAGGUAAUACUUUGUCAGAUUCAACCACCAGGCUUUAACAGUUCACCAGACUUCAAUGAUACACAAAAUAUUUGAAACAUUACAUUACAGUGGUACCUCGGGUUACAUACGCUUCAGGUUAAAGAGGCUUCAGGUUACAGACUCCGCUAACCCAGAAAUAGUGCUUCAGGUUAAGAACUUUGCUUCAGGAUGAGAACAGAAAUCGUGCUCUGGCGGCGUGGCAGCAGCAGGAGGCCCCAUUAGCUAAAGUGGUACCUCAGGUUAAGAACAGUUUCAGGUUAAGUACGGACCUCCGGAACGAAUUAAGUACUUAACCUGAGGUACCACUGUAAUUGAUAUUGCGAUGAAUUGUGACAAUUGUGUGUCCCAACACAAACAAGUGCAACUAUAUAGCUGUUUCUGCAGGUGUGGAAUCUGCUUGACCACGCUGGACAAAUGAGUAGUAGCGUUAACUCUGAGAGCACCAAAUAUGGUUUCCAAGAACUGAGGAGGAUGCACCUCCAGAACGCAGAGGAGGAGUUGAAUUGAAUUUCUUCCUCAUUCCUGCUGUGGUCUAAUGCAACUGGAAUUAUAGCCACAUGAGUUUUAUUUCCUCCUCUUGACCAUGUUGGAAAUAAGUCGUGUGUGAACAAUGGUGCCUCAUUCAGGGACCAUUAAGACUGUACAGUUUAGCUAUGCUGGGAGGUUAGGCUGGGAGAACUGGUCAAGACCAUGAACAAAGGGGACUCCUGCCUUUCCUUCUCUCUCACCCCCAUCCCAUUUCCACUCUCCUAGCUUCCCAGGCUCAAGAACUCCUCAUGGUCUCCCAGCCCAGCUCAGCAGAAGGCACGGAAGGCGGUUCCGUCACCUUGCACUGUUCCUACAACUCCACCUCAGAGCCUAAGGUUGGGAGCUUCCGGUGGGUGAAGGAGCCAGGGGUGGAGGUCAGAAAGACCACCUGGGAAUUCAUGGGAAGGGUGAGUCCCACCUCGGAGCAGGCCUUCCUCUUGGGGAGAAGAGCCGACAUAGAGAUACGGGAUCUGAGAAGUUACGACUCGGGGGUGUAUCGAUGCGUGGUGAAGAUCCCUGGAUUCCAGGAGACUUCAGGGAACGGGACUGAGCUUCGCGUGCUUAAAGCUGCAAAAGGUAAAGAGGUUGGGCUCUGUGGAAGGAAUGUACAGUGGUACCUCAGGUUACAGACGCUUCAGGUUACAGACUCUGCUAGCCCAGAAAUAGCACCUGGGGUUAAGAACUUUACCUCAGGAUGAGAACAGAAAUCGUGCGGUGGCAGCGGGAGGCCCCAUUAGCUAAAGUGGUACCUCAGGUUAAGAACAGUUUCAGGUUAAGAAUGGACCUCCAGAACGAAUUAAGUUCUUAACCCGAGGUACCACUGUAGUUGGUCAGAAGGAAGGAAGGAACUGGGAUGGGUUCAUUGGGAAAACAGUGGGCUAGACUUAGAUGUUGCUGGUUUUAUCACAGGAAGUUGCCUUCUACUGAGAUUGUCCAUCUAGCUCAUUAUCAGUUUACAGCGGUACCUCGGGUUACAUACACUUCAGGUUACAUACGCUUCAGGUUAUAGACUCCACUAACCCAGAAAUAGUGCUUCAGGUUAAGAACUUUGCUUCAGGAUAAGAACAGAAAUCGGGCUCCGGCGGCGCAGCAGCAGCAGGAGGCCCCAUUAGCUAAAGUGGUGCUUCAGGUUAAGAACAGUUUCAGAAUCCGAGACCAGGGAGAAGAGUUGGUGGAAGAAGACUGGAAAAAAUUUAAAGACUAUUUACAGAAACACUGUAAAAUUAAUGAAUGUUAGAAAAAUGUUGGAAUGAAGUUACAUGGCUUUAGUAGAAAUGUUAUAAGGAAUUAAGUAUAAAUAGAUUAAUAGAGUAUUAAAGGAAAAAUAAGGUUAGAAUGAGUUAAGAUAAUUAUAGGAUAGAAAACAGAGGAAGAUGGAAAGGAAUUGCUGAAAUAAUUAACAGAAGUGGAAUACAAAAAGGGAGGUGUGAGGAGGUCGUGGAAAUAAGUGAAUGAAAGAUGGGAUAAUGAAAUUGUUUGAUUUAUUUUAUUGUUUUUGUUUUAAUGUAUUGUAUUGUAUUGUAUUGUAUUGUAUUGUCUUUUUAGUGUUUAAUUUUUUUGAAAAGUAAUAAAUAUUAUUUUGAAAAAAAGAAAAAAAGAACAGUUUCAGGUUAACAACGGACCUCUGGAACGAAUUAAGUACUUAACCUGAGGUACCACUGUACUGUAAUCUGCAGUGACUAGCACAGCUCUCCGGGGUUUCAGGAAAGAUGCAGCUACAGACCUUCCCUGUCACUUGAAGCUGCUUGUGUAGAAAGUGCUGGGGUGUAGUACUUCUGGAUCUUCUGUGUGGACAGUUAUUGGGGGUGAAGAAUUGACAUAUUUGAGGAACGGGUGAGGGAGCUGGGUAUGUUUAGCCUGUGUAAGAGGAGACUAGGAGGAGAAAUGAGAGCCAUCUCCAAAUAUGGUGCAUGCUCUAGUUAUCUCUCGCUUGGACUACUGCAAUGCGUUCUAUGUGGGGCUACCUUUGAAGGUGAUCCGGAAACUACAAAUAAUCCAGAAUGUGGCAGCUAGACUGGUGACUGGGAGCGGCCACUGAGACCAUAUAACACCGGUCUUGAAAGAUCUACAGUAAGUUUCCGAGCACAAUUCAAAGUGUUGGUGCUGACCUUUAAAGCCCUAAACGGUCCUGGUCCAGUAUAGAGCCUCUCCACCCCCAUCGUUCUGCCCGGACACUGAGGUCCAGCUCCGAGGGCCUUCUGGUGGUUCCCUUGCUAUGAGAAGCCAAGUUACAGGGAACCAGGCAGAGGGCCUUCUCGGUGGUGGCACCUGCCCUGUGGAACGCCCUCUCACCAGAUGUCAGAGAGAAAAACAAUUACCAGACUGUUAGAAGACAUCUGAAGGCAGCCCUCAGGCUGAACGAUGGGGGUGGAGACGCUCCUUCAGGCUUUAAAGGUCAGCACCAACACUUUGAAUUGUGCUCGGAAACGUACUGGGAGCCAAUGCAGAUCUCUCAGGACUGGUGUUAUGUGGUCUCGGCGGCCGCUUCCAGUCACCAGUCUGGCGGCCGCAUUCUGGGUUAGUUGUAGUUUCUAAGGACCGGCUGCUGCUUUGAGGUUCUCCCCUAGAUUGGAUGGGCAGCAGUGAUGUCGCUGAAUGUUCCCAAACAUUCUAACUGCUAAGGGGAAAGGCCAUUACCAGGGUGUGAUAACAUGUGCUACAUGAGAAAUAGACUGUUGGUUGUUCUGUCUGAGAGGGAAAAACCCCAUGCAAGGCCAAAGGACAAGACUGUGUUUUCUUGUUGGCGGCUAUGAGGCAAGAGAUUCUCUGUGCUAGUGUAUAAAAAUGCAUGGAGGAAAAUCUAAACUUAAAAAGAAAGAAAGAAAAGAAGCCGCAACAGCAAUCCAGCAGGAUCUGUUGAAUUUAAUCUGAAAUUUUCUCACAAUGUCUUCCUGUAUUGCGGCACUGUGUGCAUAUGUGGGUGCAAUGAGUAUGGGUUGCUCGUGCGUAAGUUGCCGCCUCUCCAGGCUUUGUUGCCUUGCUAAACCUUUCAGUCUGGGCAGCCCUUCACUUCGUGGCUGCCUCAGUCGCUAGCAGAAUCCGUCAGUGGGCGUUUCUUAAAUCUUUUCCAACAUAAAAGUUGUUUGACACCCAAUCUCCUCCUACUCUCUCUGCGCGGAAGUCUUCUGCGCAGGGUGGGCGUGGGUAGCGGGGGACCAGUGCUCUCCCCGCUGGUGUCCGGUGAAGAGUCCUGGAGCCCUCUCGCCGAUUCCCCCAUCUGCCCCCCUUUAUUCCUGGUGUUGCGCUGAAUUGCUUCCCCAUCUGCUGAGCUGCCUCUCUCCCUGCUGGGCCCUUCUCCAGCAUCAUUUGAGAGCCUUCCCUCCGCCUCUAGCUCCGAUGUCAGUUCCCUGACAGUGGGUGAGUGUGUCGUAAAAUAUUUUGUUACCUUGAUUCUGAAGUUUGAUGAUGUAAUACCCCAUUUAUUCUCUCUCCUAGGAGAUCCUAAGAAACCUGAUGAAAAUAGCACACGUUCCAUAGCGCUUUGGGCAGGGCUCUGCUUAGCUCUGGUGGUUUUUGUAGUUUCUCCUCUGAUAGUGCUCUACUGUAGGAACAGACAAGGUGAGCAUGGUGACUGAAGCUUGUCUCUAAACCAGAGAUGGGCAUUUGACAGACCUGGGGGUUGAAGGCAGGGUGGAUAAAAAUCAAUGAUUUUUUUUUAAAAAUUGAUUUAAAAAAAAAUUAAUUGGAUUUUUUUUUUAUUUAAAUCAGAUUUUUUUGAUUCAAAAUGGAUUUUUAAAAUAAAAUGCUUUUGGAGGAAAAAUCUUUCUAAAAAUAGUUUUCUAUUUAAGUUACCGUAUUUUUUGCUCUAUAAGACUCACUUUUUCCCUCCUAAAAAGUAAGGGGAGAUGUGUGUGCGUCUUAUGGAGCGAAUGCAGGCUGCGCAGCUAUCCCAGAAGCCAGAACAGCAAGAGGGAUCGCUGCUUUCACUGCACAGCGAUCCCUCUUGCUGCUCUGGCUUCUGGGAUUCAGAAUAUUUUUUUCCCUUGUUUUCCUCCUCCAAAAACUAGGUGCAUCUUAUGGUCUGGUGCGUCUUAUAGAGCGAAAAAUACGGUACAUUGUAGUCCAAAGGCUAUUCAUCAGGAAAUAAGGAUUUGUUUUAAGUUUUUCAUGUGUGCUAAAACUCUAAGUUUUUUUUAUAAAAAAAACCAUUUAACCACAUCAAAUUAACAAACAUGGAUACAUAUGCUAUAAUGUUAUUGUUUUAGUUAAAUAAAUUGUUAUUAAGGAAAUGAUUAUUUUUCUCCUUCCAAUAAAGUACAGCAGAAAAGUUGUCCACAUAGAAGCAGUUAAGAUAUUAAACCUCACAGUAAUUUCGUAAUUAUCUGUCUAUGUAUUUCUAAUAGUAUAAGCAAAUCGGUAAUUUUUUGAUGUAACUGCAAAAACCGCUCUGGAAAUUUAUUAUUCUGAAAAUGAAACCAUCAUCUGGUUGUAAAUAUUAAGAUUAUACCAGCAAGAGUGAGUCUUUCUGUAAAAAAAUUGUUUUAAAUCAUGUCUUACUGACUAGUGAUUUAAAUCGUGAUUUAAAUCCAUUUGAUUUAAAUAAAAUCCACCCUGGUUGAAGGUGACCCCCAAAACAAUUACAUUUGACCUGUGGCAACCCUACCAUAUUUUAAUUGAGGUGCUGUAAAAAAAACAAAUGUUUUCAAAGUGUGUGUGUGUGUGUGUGUGUGAGAGAGAGAGAGAGAGAGAGAGAAUAUCCACUCUUAUUUUCAUUUAUUUAACAGAGUCUGUAGACCCCUUGAUUGUAAACCUUCCUAACCAGCUUGCAUAAAAUAACAUACGCACCAACGUUAUUUAUACAAGCCAGAAUUAAAAACAAGUUAAGUCUUUAAAAAGCCAAAAUAUAAACACUACCAGCAGUUAAAAAUAUAUAUCUUAAACAACAUAUUAAAAACACAUGUGAACUCUCCAUAUUUGGGAAAGCUUUCUUAAAGAAGGAAGCUUUUAGCGGAUGCUAAGUAUAGGUGUAGACUUGAAAAUCGCAUCUCUCUUGUGGAUUUUCUUGAGGUUUUUCACCCACUGCAAAUCCCUUUAAAAAAAAAUUCUUCCCCCCACAAAGGAAUGAAAGACAACAACUGAACAAAACAGUGCUUAGAUUGCGGCUGCACGGCUCCACCCCGAACCCAAAUAGUCCCACUGCCCGUUCCAUUAAUUUACCACACCAGCACUGUGCUGCGUUGGCUGUGGCUGAUAAUAAUAAUAAUAAUAAUAAUAAUAAUAUUUAUUAUUUAUACCCCGUCCAUCUGGCUGGGUCCCCCCUGCCACUCUGGGCAGCUUCCAACAAAACACUAAAAUACAAUAACCUAUUAAACAUUAAAAGCUUCCCUAAACAAGGCUGCCUUCAGAUGUCUUCUAAAAGUCUGGUAGUUGUUGUUCUCUUUGACAUCUGGUUGGAGGGCGUUCCACAGGGCGGUGCCACUACCGAGAAGGCCCUCUGCCUGGUUCCCUGUAACUUGGCUUCUCACAGUGAGGGAACUGCCAGAAGGCCCUCGGCGCUGGACCUCCACGAUGGAGGUGGAGAUGCUCCUUCAGGUAUACUGGACCGAGGCCGUUUAGGGCUUUAAAGGUCAGCAGCAACAAUGGAUGUUGUCGUCUAAAACAUCUAGAGGGCACCAGCUUGGUGAAAGCUGCUGUAGCGUAGCAAAGAGACGGGAACCAAGGAUAGGCCUCCUAUGGGUUAUAUUUUGAGGAAAAUUUGUUCGGAUUGCAUCUCACUCGCUACAUUUUACGAAACUGAAUUUGCAGGUCACCGCCAAGCAAGAGGAUCCGGGACGAAACGCCUGAGUCAGGUAAGCCCUGAGCUUAAAAACAGAGUCAGGCCUGCAAGUGUAGCGCUCAGAAACCUGGCUCCAAGCUGGAUACGGUUGGGAGGCGAUGCAGAAGGGCUGCGGCUCAGUCGCAGAUAUUCUGCUGCAUGGCAAAGCUCUCGGGUCUGAUACCCGAUAUCUGCAGACUGGCUUCUGCCUUGAAAUAUACUCGGAGUCGAGAGUGGAUUUCAUGCUCUUUAUUCAGCUCAUAGUGGUGAGGAGGAAUGGAAGUUCCCCCACAAUAUCUGCUUUAUAUACAUUAUUUACACAAUGGGCUGCAGGUGAUUGGCUAAUUCCGGGAUUCUCCUGUAGGCCAAUCAGGUUGUGGAUUCACUUCCACCUGGAGCUGGAUUGGGUGGCUCCUGUAGACCAAUCAUACUGCUGCAUUGUUCUAGGACCAAUCAGACUGCUGCAUUUUGGAUCCUAUUCAACUCAGUACAUAACAGCCUGAAACACUGUUAGCUAGCACAGAUAAUACUAGACGGGCAAGUUUGGAAACUGGGAGGAGGUUUGAGAGGUGAGGCAGACCUGAUGUACAGUGAUACCUCAGGUUACAGAUGCUUCAGGUUACAGAUGCUUCAGAUUACAGACUCCGCUAACCCAGAAACAGUACAUCAGGAUGAGAACAGAAAUUGUGCUCUGGCGGCGCGGCAGCAGCAGGAGACCCCAUUAGCUAAAGUGGUGCUUCAGGUUAAGAACAGUUUCAGGUUAAGUACAGACCUCCGGAACGAAUUAAGUACUUAACCCGAGGUACCACUGUACAGUGAAACCUCUGCUGCCAAAUGCCUCCCUUUGGAACGUUUAGGCUCCCAAAUGCCGAAAACCCGGAAAAAGCUGCUCUGGUUUUCAAACGAUUUUCAGAAGCUGAACGGCUUCCGGGGAGUUUUUUCGUCUUUUUUUCUCUAUUGACUUUGCCAACUGCUCUUUGAUCCUCGGUUGUCGAACGUUUCGGAAGUCUAACAGUCUCCUGGAACAGAUUACAUUCGACAACCAAGGUUUGACUGUAAUUGCAGUGAUUGUAGUAAGGUUGAUCUGAAGGAGCGGUAACUUGCUAGAGGCCUAAUGGCUGAUGUUGUGGCUGUACCAGUGUUCAGGAAACAUAUGGGGGAAGCUCACAAAUGAUGACACUGAUUCCUUAACCUCUUUCCAUAGGACAAGAAGGCAGAGUCAAUGGCAGAACUGAAUUAUUCAGAGCUCGUUGUGAAGAAGGCGGGGAAAUCCAAACGUCAAAGCGAAAAGGUCACAUAUGCUUCCAUACGCGUAGAGUCUUUUUAA